This is a messenger RNA of Loxodonta africana (African savanna elephant), 838 nucleotides long. RefSeq names its product teneurin-4-like. Gene Ontology annotation, molecular function: protein homodimerization activity; protein heterodimerization activity; cell adhesion molecule binding. The record is from RefSeq and is a predicted model, not a curated record. Gene Ontology annotation, cellular component: neuron projection; membrane. The coding region runs from base 152 to 802 and encodes 216 amino acids. Gene Ontology annotation, biological process: neuron development; signal transduction; heterophilic cell-cell adhesion. NCBI's taxonomy places the organism in Eukaryota, Metazoa, Chordata, Mammalia, Proboscidea, Elephantidae. The transcript has 5 exons.
GAGAAACAGAGAAUCAGAGAGGGCUAGUGAUCUCUCGGACACUCUGUUGGUAGAAAGGGUCUCGUCCCACCCACCACCCUCCAGGAUCCGAUGGCCCAGGAGAGAGGCUGCAAGGACCACAGACACUGCUGACUCUUUAGAACGUGCUGACAUGGAGCCAGAUCAUUCGGCCCUGAGUGCGGCGAGGACCCUGUUCGUGGAUGUGGAGGAGCGCGGGCCGGAGGCCAUGGACGUGAAGGAGAGGAAGCCGUACCGCUCGCUGACCCGGCGCCGCGAUGCCGAGCGCCGCUACACCAGCUCGUCUGCGGACAGCGAGGAGGGCAAAGCCCCGCAGAAGUCCUACAGCUCCAGCGAGACCCUGAAGGCCUACGACCAGGAUGCCCGCCUGGCCUACGGCAGCCGCGUCAAAGACAUGGUGCCGCAGGAGGCAGAGGAGUUCUGCCGGCCAGGCACCAACUUCACACUGCAUGAGCUGGGGCUGGGGGAGGUGACACCCCCUCAUGGGACCCUGUACCGGACCGACAUCGGCCUCCCCCACUGUGGCUACUCUAUGGGGGCCAGCUCUGAUGCCGACAUAGAGGCUGACACCGUCCUGUCCCCUGAGCACCCUGUGCGGCUGUGGGGCCGGAGCACACGGUCAGGCCGCAGCUCCUGCCUGUCCAGUCGGGCCAACUCCAACCUCACGCUCACCGACACAGAGCACGAGAACACGGAGACCGGUGCUCCCUUGCAUUGUUCAUCCGCUUCAUCAACCCCUAUUGAGCAGUCCCCCUCCCCGCCCCCCCUCCCCUCCGGCCAAUGAGAGCCAGAGGCGGUUGCUAGGCAACGGUGUGGCCCA